AUCUGGCAUUAGAGUGACUUGGAGAGAUAAGGAGAUGACCGCCCUGCCUGAGAGGGCCAUAGUAAAAGAGAAAGAUUUGUGAUGUAGGUGGAGUUAGUGUAGACCAGGGGAGGGUGAGAAAAGAGAGUUUGAACAUGUGCAGAGAAGUGCGAGGAGUGAAGGCAGAGCUGCACUGGCUUAGCAGGGAGUGUUGGUUUUUACAGAAGAGAGAGACAGAGGCACCACACAGCAGUGACAAAGAAAGGAAGUGUGAUAACCAGCUUGGGAAAUGACUGCGUGAAUUAUUUGUUGUUCCGUUCACAGGCUGGGGCUGUUCUUACACAGAAAUGAACGGUGAUAGCAGCAAACAGCGUUAUGUGUCCACCUUCAGGAUGCACAUCAAGCCGCCCUGUAUAUUACACACACCGGGGAACGGGCCAGGAACCAUUGACACCAGGACACCGGACAAAUGUGACACAGGGUCUGCUAACCUUUCCACCCUUAAACGCCUGGACCCCCCUGUCUUCAUAGAGCCACUGCAGGACUGCUGCGUGGACGAAGGCAAUGACAUCACACUGCGGGGGGCUCUCACUGGAAGUCAGCCGAUUAAAGUAUCGUGGUUGCACAAUGGUGAAGUGGCCCGUUUUGGGAAGCCUUCCUUCAAUGGCAGGGAGGUGAGUUUUGUGGUGACGGAGUGUUUGCCAGAAGAUGCUGGCGCCUACACCUGCUUGGCGGAGAACAGUGCAGGGAAAACAUCCUGCUGUGCUGCUGUGUUCGUACGAGACUUUGAAACUAUCUGUGGUGGGCAGAAUCGUGUCUCAAAUAUGUCAACUUUUGCAUCCGAGAGCAUUGUGACAAAUGGACGGUCACCACAGUCUCCCAAAGCUGAGCUACAGAAGUUCAGAGGAUCUACUUGUACUUCCCCUACAACGUCUGAUAACCUUAGCUCGGUCUCAAGUCCAAGAGAAGUCAUCCCAAAGAAGAGAGCCAACUCAGGGACAGGUCCAGCAUUACAUUUUGAGAACCCUCCGCAGAACCUUGAGGUGAAAGUGGGACAAACUGCACGAGUGACGUGUUCUUUCACUGGCAGUCCUCCUGUAGUGUCCUGUUGGAUCAGAAACAAACAACAGAUUGUUGAUGGUCCAGAGCUGUGGGUAGAAAAUAAAGAUCGGAGCAGUACACUGGUCAUAGCAGAGGCUAAAGCACAGCACACAGGCCGCUACACUGUGGUAGUGAAGGACCGCAAGAGCUCAGCACAACACACCCUCACCCUUUCUGUCAUAGAGAGGCCUCAGCCUCCGGCGUCCGGUCCCGUCAUCUCCCUCGUCUCUGCCACCAGCCUUGUGCUGUCCUGGUCAGGACCCUGCUACGACGGUGGCAGUGCCAUCCUGGGUUAUGUGGUUGAGGUAAAGAACCAAGGACGUGUUGAGCCCAGAGAUUGGAGCGAGCUCACUGCCCAGUGUAAGAGCACCUCAUACAGAGUGUGCUCUGGGCUGCAGCCUCAGCAGGAAUACUGCUUCAGAGUGAGGGCCUACAACGCAGUGGGAGUAAGUGAGGCAGGACCAGUGUCACCUGUGGUUAAAAUGGAGCAAAAAGAUUCAAACAAACCACAAGCAGAGGAAGCCCCUCAGGCGUAUUCCUGUGUCACUAUUGACUCUUUGCACAAAGUCACAGAUCACUACAGUUUGCAGGAGAAAUUGGGAAUGGGAAAGUUUGGCCUCGUGUUCAAGCUCACCCACAAAGAGACAGGACGUGUGUGUGCAGGGAAGUUCUACAAAGGCCGCCGGGCCAAGGAGAGAGAAGCUGCUCGCAAAGAGAUCGAGCUGAUGGAGUUCCUCCACCACCCUAAACUGGUUCAGUGUCUUGCAGCAUAUGAUCACAAACCUGAAAUGGUCAUGGUCAUGGAGUUUAUCGCAGGCGGGGAACUGUUUGAGCGUAUUGUGGACGACAAUUUUGAGCACACUGAGUCUGCCAGUGUGCGCUACAUGCAGCAGAUCCUGGAGGGGAUCGCCUUCAUGCAUCAACAGAACAUCGUUCAUCUGGACCUCAAACCUGAAAACAUUGUGUGUGUUGACACCACUGGCACGUCUGUAAAGAUCAUUGACUUCGGAUUGGCCUGCAAGCUCGAUGGGGACACACCUCUGAAGGUGAUGCAUGGAACUCCAGAGUUUGUGGCACCUGAAGUGAUCAACUAUGAGCCUGUGUGUUUGACCACUGACAUGUGGAGCGUAGGAGUCAUCUGCUACAUAUUACUGAGUGGUGAGUCUCCAUUCCAGGGCAACAACGAUGUAGAGACCCUGGCCUUGGUCACAGCCGCCCAGUGGGAGUUUGAUGAGGAGAGCUUUGAUGAGAUUACAGACGAGGCCAAAAACUUCAUAAGCUCCCUGCUCAACAAGGACACCAGGCGGAGGAUAUCCUGUGAAGAAGCACUUGCCCACUCUUGGAUGGCAUUUGACUCUGGAGAUCACGCCACCACCAAGAGUCUGUCAAAAGAAAAAAUGAAGAGGUUUCUAGCCAGGCAGAAGUGGAAGAAAGCAGGUAAGGCUUUGUUAGCCCUGAAGAGAAUGGCUCUGCUGUCUAAAAGUGACAGCUCUGCAUCUCCUUCCAGCCCUAGAGAAGACUCACCCCUGAGCCCAGAGGCAGAGAAUGCCCUGCAGUCUCUGGAACUCAAAAUGCAAGGGCCACCCCAGUUUACCCAGAGCAUAGAGGACCAGACUGUGGCUCAGGGAUCCAGUGCCCGUCUCUCUUGUCACCUCACAGGAUACCCUGACCCAGAGGUGGUGUGGCUGUGUGGCGAAGAGCCUUUGGAGGAGUCACCCACAGUGCAGAUAGAGUACGAGGAAGAUGGCCUCUGCACCCUGGUCUUAGCCAAAGUCGGCCCAGAGGACUCAAAUGUUUACACCUGUAGAGCCACCAAUGACCACGGGGAGACAUCCUGUUCGGCCAAACUCAUAGUUCAGCAGUAGAUUCAUUAUAUCUACGUAUGCAGAGAUAAAAUGUUUAGACAUAAUAUUUUCGAGUGCCUUGAUGAGAUGUAUUGUACAUUCUUGUUUUAAUACAUAUGGGGACCAAACUGUGCAUCCUGUACUGUGUGGCUGGAAAAAUAUAAUACAUGUAUUAUUGUACAAAAUGUAUUAACAGAUGACUAUUGUUACAAAACUACAAGCAAUAUAUAAAGGUUGAUAUUUCUUCAUGGGAGUAAAAUGGUCAAUCAAUGUCUUUUUAUUACUACAGCUAAAACCAUGAAUUAAUUUACUUUUCUCAUGUGUGGAUCAUUUUAAUAUUGCCUGUCAGUUGGCAAUAUACAUAAGUUUAGCUAUCCCUUUUAUGAGACAAACAGGCCUGAAAUCACCUGAAGUCACUUAUUG
This is a messenger RNA of Centropristis striata (black sea bass), 3347 nucleotides long. RefSeq names its product myosin, light chain kinase 5 (gene mylk5). The record is from RefSeq and is a predicted model, not a curated record. The transcript is spliced from 17 exons. Gene Ontology annotation, biological process: protein phosphorylation. Gene Ontology annotation, molecular function: protein binding; ATP binding; protein kinase activity. Bases 327 to 2945 code for a protein of 872 amino acids. Lineage: Eukaryota; Metazoa; Chordata; Actinopteri; Perciformes; Serranidae.